AUGCAUGUGAGUGUCGCCGCUGGUGCGUUGCUGGCGCCAGCGGUGGCCGACGGCUUCGCGGCCGCGGCGUGGGGCCUCUUCGACUCAUGCGCCUUCACGCACGACCGCAUGUUUGAGGCCUCGCUCGCGGUGAGCUGCUUUGUGGCCUUUAUCCUCUUCUUCGAGAGCAUACACUUGGUGGUCGACCCGCGUGUGUACCGGCUCGACGGGGCGGCGCCGAAGCGGCCUCUCCGCGGCUUCACCACACAGUGGUGGAAGACGGUCGUGCCCGCCUUGACGUACCUCGGAUCGAUCUACGUCUACCACGAGCUCAGCCUCGGCCAGCUGCUGUGCGGCUCCUCCUCCGACGCACAUCUCCGGGCGCGAGCCUCGCCCGGAGCGCGCCGCUGGCGCAAGAUGCACGCGCGCCACCACGUGUGGGGCUCCACCGAGGCGGCGGCGCACAACGCCGUCGAGACGGUGCAGAACUCGUACCUGGACGCGGGCGUGCAGGUGUUCAUCAACAUCUUCGUGCAGCACCUCUCUCCCUGGGGCUUCAAGCACCCACUCUCGCGCGCGCUGCACAACGUGAUGGUGGUCUACCUCCUGUGCGAGUCCCACUCCGGCUACGACCUGCCCUUCAUGUCGCACCGCCUCUUCCCGGGCCUCUUCGGCGGGCCCGUGGCGCACGAGCAGCACCACCAGCAAGGCAACGUCAACUUCCACCAGUUCUUCCUCUGGGCCGACCGGAUCCUCGGCCACACCCCCACCGCCGAGCAGAACCGAAAGCACCGCGAGGCGCUGGCUGCCGUCGGUGCUGCGCAGGACUCUGCGCGCCAGCAGCAGGCUGCUGCAGAGGUUGUGCGUUAGCAGCGCUCCCGUAGGCCCGGAACGGCGGAGUAGCUCGAGGAGUAGCAGUCCACUGUGCAUGCAUGCAUGUUGCAAUCGUGCUCCCUGGCAUGCAUGACUGGUUGUUCGGCCCGACCCCACACUACCGCAUGGUGUUGCUGCAUGCGCGACGCGGGCAGUACCCCCGAAGUACACGUCGGUGUCGCAUGUCGGUGACCGGACACUACGUUGAU
Molecule: messenger RNA, 1061 nt
Organism: Emiliania huxleyi CCMP1516
Lineage: Eukaryota; Haptophyta; Isochrysidales; Noelaerhabdaceae
Exons: 6
Coding region: 1-849 (282 amino acids)
Source: RefSeq, a predicted model, not a curated record